Molecule: messenger RNA, 570 nt
Organism: Puccinia triticina
Lineage: Eukaryota; Fungi; Basidiomycota; Pucciniomycetes; Pucciniales; Pucciniaceae
Exons: 5
Coding region: 1-570 (189 amino acids)
Source: RefSeq, a predicted model, not a curated record
AUGUCCUUCCCUCUCCGCCGAGCCGCCCAGGCCUUCAGAGGCCGCCCAGGCACUCCCCGCAGAACUUACGCUGCCCUGGCUGGCCACCUCGCCGAGAAGCCCUCUCGCGCCUCCGAUGUAGGCUGGAUCCUUGCAGCGGCCGCGGUCUUUGUGCCGACGAUGGGCUACCUGAUGAGCCCCCGGGCCGCCCAGCACUCGUCGACGAGCCAUGCGCAUCCCGUCGAAGACCGCUGGACGCGCUCGUUCGCGCUCGAGCACCUCGACGCCUCCAAGCUCAACCGCCCCAUCAUGGCCGCCGACGACGGCAUCGUGCCCGCCGGCGAAGGCAGGCCACACGGGCCCGGUGACAAGAGCAUCCGGCAGAUCACUAAGCCCACCGAGAGCCAUGCAGGCCACCAAGUGUCCAUGCAGAAGGACACCGAACACAUCCGAGGCUCCUCUGGCAAGAUGGAACACGCCCGCGCUCUCAGCGCCCAGCGCGGCUCCGAAGCCACCACCAUCGACACCAAGGCCGUCCAAGCCCAUGCCGCCACCGACCGCCAAGAAAAACUGGCCGCCUCGCCUUCCUAA